UUUCUUUGAAGUAAUGUGGCUGUAUGCAAUUAACUUAGUUUGCUCGAUACAGAGCUCAAACAACUAUCAUUUGGUGUGUUGUGCGAUUACGUUUCGUUGUGAUAAGUAUUUGGGCACUUUAUCUCAACUUUGAUACGCUUUUUAGAGGACUAUUCAUCACGGUAUAAGUAUUUGGAAUUCCUCCCCCCGUGAGAUCUGAGUACUUUUCUGUGUGGUUGGAUGAAGCAAUGUAGCCUAUUUUACCCACUAAAGAUAGAAGAGCGAUAUGGAAUUAGGUAGUUGCACAUUUAUAUUAUUUCUGGUGCAGAAUAUAAUGUAGGCUAAUGAGGAUCUCGAUUCGGCCGAUUUGUGGAUUGAGGUGAUUUAUUCGCUUUCGCCGCAAAGCAAGUGUUACAACUUCGAAAGGUGAUAUUGUUACAGCUUCUGAUCGGAGAAUACAGUGUAGUGUUUAGCAGCCAUCGGUUGUUGGCUCUGCUUCCAUGUCUAUAGCCUGUUUCUCGUGGACCGUAGCUUGCUUCUCGGAGGCCUUUAACAAUGUUUUUACCAAUUUGUGGUUCAUGAUGUUGGUAGAACAGAAAUCAGAGAACCCGCUUAUCAUUUUUUACCUUGGUUAGCCUACUUCAAAAGGCAAGUUCAGUUCAAAAUCAACGCUCUCCAUCACGUUUUCAAAACAUGUCCUGUAGCCUAGUUUAGUAACGUUAGUCUGUUUCUUGGAUAUGUUUAGGGUUGUGUAAUCUAUUCCAUUUGGACCGUUUGGCUGUUUUGUGACGCGUAUGAUGAGAAAAUAGUGAGCGGAAAGUGGCGUCACGCCUCGUUGUGGGUUGGUGUCUGUUGGUCGGUGGUGCACUGGACAUGUGCUGCGGCGUGUUCAGGAUCAGAUUGGGCUUGAUGGCCAGCUAAUUGUUGAGGUGUUCACGAGAACACCGGCUCACAGAUAUCGAUCUUCGGUAUGCUAUUGUGUACAAAUGUCUCUUUUGCACUUUUCUUGUAUUCCAUCUCGGCUACUUGAUAUUUCCGCACAGAACAUGUUUCUGUGGUCUUGGAUUUAUAAUUUUCCUAUGUAGUUAAUAAAGUGGAGCGAGAUGAUGGGAACAUCAUCUGUUUUAUGGGUUUAUGCUAAACCGUGUGAUGUUAAUGAUCACUUUCAACACCAACAUUAGCUAAGGAAGAGAGAAGACUGGCAGAGAAGCUCCCCGGCUGACUAUCGAGAGUGAGGAGAUUGUUGUAGCGCUCAGAGGCGAACAACGCACAGGAUCUCUGUUGUUGCUGCCUUCGGAGCCAUGAGCAGAGCGCUUAUAUCGGACCAUAUCGCCAAUAGCUUCCGAGAAGAUGCUCCCCGUCCCCCGGUCCCGGGGGAGGAGGGCGAGGUGCUGCCGUGCUACCCCGGCAAACUCGCCAUGAUGAGACCCCAGGGUACCGCUGUCAAAGCGCUUUUGCUCGCGCCUCCCGGUUACAUUGCGAAGAGGAACGAGGAUGGACUUGGGGAACCCGAGGGGAGCGCGUCACCGGAUUCGCCGCUAGCCCGGUGGACCAAGUCGUUGCAUUCUCUUCUUGGGGACCAAGACGGUGCUCAUCUUUUUAGGACAUUCCUGGAGCGCGAGAAAUGCGUCGACACUUUAGACUUUUGGUUCGCCUGUAAUGGUUUCAGGCAGAUGGACCUCAAGGAUACCAAAACGCUGCGAGUCGCCAAAGCUAUUUACAAGCGCUAUAUUGACACCAGCAGCAUAGUUGCCAAGCAGCUCAAGCCUGCGACCAAAACCUUCAUUCGGGAUAAUAUCAAGAAGCAACAGAUUGAUUCGGCUAUGUUCGACCAGGCACAGACUGAGAUCCAGACCAGCAUGGAGGAGAGCCCCUACCAGAUGUUCUUGACCUCGGACAUUUACCUCGAGUAUGUGAGGAGCGGGGGCGAGAACCCUGCUCAUGUGAACCCUAACGGGCUAGGUAGCCUGAAGCUGGUGUGUGGGUACCUGCCCACCCUGAAUGAGGAAGAGGAGUGGAGUUGUAAUGAUUUCAAAGCCAAAGCGCUGGCUUCUGUGGUUGGACUUUCUGCCCAGGCGCUGAGGGCAACAGUGUCUAUGAGGACGGUGGAGGUGAUGGAGAAGGGGUACAGGUCCCACAGGCGAGGGGACCCGGUCAACCCGUACCAUGUGGGCUCAUUUGCCCCAGCCACCAGCACCAACGACAGCGAGGUGUCCAGCGACGCCACGACAGACGACUCCAUGUCCAUGACCGACAGCAGUGUAGAAGGCAUCCCUCCCUACAAGCUGGGCUCCAAGAAGCACAUGCAGAGAGAGAUGCAGCGCAACAUGAGGAUGAACAGCCAAGUCUCCCUACCUGCCUUCCCUCGGACACAGAGAUGUCCUAAGGAGAUGACUCCGGUAGAGCCGGCAGCGUUUGCGUCUCAGCUCAUCUCUCGUCUGGAGCGUCUGAAAAGAGAACAGGAGACCAUGAGUUCCCUGGAGGAGAGGCUGCAUCAGAUGCAAGAGGAGGAGGAGAGGGACGAGGCUGAGGUGCCCGGCAGUAGUGCCCCCCUGCUCUCCCCCCACCCCCUGUCCCUCCAGCCCACCGGCUCCAACGACGAGGACCCCCAGGCCAUUCUGGACGACCACCUGUCCCGUGUCCUAAAGACCCCUGGCUGCCAGUCCCCCUCCACCGUGGCCCGCCAUUCACCCCGCUCCCGCUCUCCAGAGCACAGGACUCUUUCCCGGGGAGGCCCCGGUCUCAAGCCCCUGGUCUCACCUGGGGCCUCCAGCCCCAGUGGCUCCUCCAGCUUAGGGGGCUUCUCAGUAGGUUUCACCCCAGGAAGGGCCCUCUCCCUGGGCAGGCCCAGCAGCAGCACCAAGCACAUCCACCACCACUACAUCCACCACCACGCCGGUUCCAAGAGCAAGGAGCAGAUGGAGAGAGAGGCAGCCCAGAGGGUGUUGUGUCUGUGUCCGGUGCGGUCUGGAGGGGCGGAGGGGGGUCCCCCUUACCCACGCAGUCGCAGCCUGGGCAGGGAGAUGGUGUCCUGUGGCAGCAGUCCCGCAGAGUCCAAUAUGGGCCGCUCCGGUUCCCUUUCCCGAGGGGGUUGUCGGUCGGGGGCUGAGGAGGGGGCAGCAGAGGGGGGUGAGGUCGUGCCCCUCCAGCGACCCAGCGACAGCACAGACCGCUCCCAGAACGUGUGGCAGUGGAUCCUGGAGAGUGACCGGCAGGGCAAGCACCACAAACCCCACAGUACCCAGAGCACUAAGAAGGCGUAUGGCGGUGGAGCGGCGUCCAACCAGACACACACGUGGGGCGGCGGAGGUGCCAGCGCCCAUCUCCGUGCCCACCAGCCCGCCCAUCCCUUCAUCCAGGACCCGGCCAUGCCCCCCCUGCCCCCGCCCAACACCCUGUCCCAGCUGGAGGAGGCCUGUCGCAGACUAGAGGAGGCCUCCGUCUCCAAACCCCCCAAACAGAGACACUCUACAUCCAGCCUCCAGAGAGAGAAGUGCCACCCUAUGCCUGUCCAGAGUGGGCCCUGUCCAGUGCCGUCCCCCCUCACCCCCAGUCCCGGCUCCGGUCCUGCUGCUUCCCUCCAAACAGAAGAACUGAGAGACACCAACAGGGUGCUGCAGGUGACGACAGGCUGCCAUGUUGCUCCAGCCAUGGGGAGUGAGACAGAGGUAACCUACUUCUUCUGUGGUGAGGAGAUCCCCUACCGUAGGCGGAUGAAGACACACAGCCUCACACUGGGACACUUUAAAGAACAGCUCCGCAAGAAGGGACACUACAGGUACUACUUCAAGAGGGCCAGUGAUGAGUUUAAGUGUGGAGCUGUGUUCGAGGAGGUGUUGGAUGACAGCUCUGUUCUGCCCAGGUACCAGGGGAAGAUCCUGGGCAAGGUGGAGAGGAUGGACUGAUGCCCCUCCAGAAGUACCAGAGGAAUGUAUAACAGAAACUCUCCAUGGACACCACCCCCCUGUUCCACCAGACAGUCUUAUAGCUAAGGACUGAGGACUGGAGAUUCUGUUGAAGAAGCUUGGCCAAUGAAGGAUGGAGAGUGGAGUCGAGGGGUAGUGGAGUCGAGGGGUAGUGGAGUCGAGGGGUAGUGGAGUCGAGGAGUAGUGGAGUAGAGGAGUAGCCAUCAACAGUUGACUUUACAGGACUAUUUAACAACAUCUCGUCUUGGAGAUGAGAGGAGAAAAUGGUGGACUGUGGGUUGGGUUUGGAUACGGGUGUUGGAUUCCAGAAACUAUACGUGAAUUGAAUGACCACUGUCUGAGGGAGUAGGCGGGGACCUCUGAUACCUGAGAGACUGCUAGAGGUGAAAGGUUGAGAGGUGAAAGUUGGGACUGGUGCCCUAUCUGAGCCUGCCUCUACCAACAACCCUAGAUGUAUAUGCAGAUAGACAUAUAAUGAUUUUUUUGAUAAAUGUAAAGAGUUUAUAAAUAAUUUAUUGAAAUGUCACUCCUCUCCCCAUAGUCCUGUGGAUGGACAAGCUGCUUGGAGAAUUGGGAGAUGUCAUCUCCAAUAUUUCAAAUGCAAAGUAUUUAGUUUUCCACCCUCCACUUUCCUGCCUUGUCAACUAAUCCUGUGGCAGUGUUUUCUGUUCUGAUCAGUGACUUCCUGCCCUAACUUCACAGUGUGGUAUAGCGCAGGUACCACAGCCCUGUAGUCUCAUCUCUCAGUGCCUUUGUUUUGUUGCCCAGGCUUUGCACAGGGAACGAGCCCACACUUAGGACAACACUACCCCCGAACUGGCCCUAAACUGGCCCAGAGCACCAAACUACCCCCGAACUGGCCCUAAACUGGCCCAGAGCACCAAACUACCCCCGAACUGGCCCUAAACUGGCCCAGAGCACCAAACUACCCCAAAUUGCAGAAACAUGCUAACACAGAUUUACACCUGUUAAAGACAAGUCCACCAAAUGAAUCUAUACCAGCCAAGCUCAACAGUUGUUUUGUGUAUAGCCACCCCUCAUUCCUUGAUGUCCAGGCUUGUGAGCAGAACGACAGAUCUAGUGGUGUAUUCAUUAGGCCGAAAGGAAGGAAACUGACAAACGGGGAGGGACUACCUUUCCUGGAUCUGUCCAAUAAGAAACGCACAUUGUCAUUUUGUUUAGCAAAACCAGUUCUGAUACGUGUCCUAAUGAGUAUGUCUGCCUUUGGGAGACUAGGCCCCCCCCCCCCCCCAAUUUUUUUUGGGCCGCCCACAAAUGUUAGUGGUACUUACACCUCUGAUUGUGUUGAAUUGACCAGUCUCUCCUGUGUGUCUUGUUGACCCUUGACACAGGAAGAGGUUAUGAUGCUAACACACACUACGAUGCUGCGUCUCAAAUGGAACCCUAUUCCCUAUGACCAGGGCAAGAGUAGUGCACUCCAUAGGGAAUAGGGUGGCGUUUGAGAGGAAGCCGUAGUGUUUAACUGAGUACAGUAGCUGUGCCUACAUGGGUCCCUUUACCAUGUUACUACCCUGUUAUCGGGGUAUUAUACUCCCUUGGUUUUCACAAGGGGCUUAUGUUCAAAAGAGAUUUUAUUACUAUGCCUUUUUACCAUCUCCUUGUAAUCACGUUUGUUUUCUAUUUUUCAUGGCUUUUUUGUUUUAGUUCCACUUGUAUUAAAACUGUAAAUGAUGCAUUCUAUUCUGUAGAGCUCCAUUGGAAAGAUGCCUCGGUACUUUAAUUAAUGUCAUUAUUAUUAUAAAGAGAUGUAGCCUUUAUUAAAAUGUUAUAUUUUUCAAAUGAAA
Molecule: messenger RNA, 5710 nt
Organism: Oncorhynchus kisutch (coho salmon)
Lineage: Eukaryota; Metazoa; Chordata; Actinopteri; Salmoniformes; Salmonidae
Gene: axin2
Product: axin 2 (conductin, axil)
Exons: 10
Coding region: 1281-3884 (867 amino acids)
Biological process (GO): cell development; positive regulation of proteasomal ubiquitin-dependent protein catabolic process; negative regulation of canonical Wnt signaling pathway
Cellular component (GO): beta-catenin destruction complex; plasma membrane; nucleus
Molecular function (GO): I-SMAD binding; protein kinase binding; molecular adaptor activity
Source: RefSeq, a predicted model, not a curated record